AAUCGAUUUUUUUUGCAACUCUAACCCAACUCUAGUUGAAUUGUUUUGAUUUUUCCCGUAUUAUUCCUCGCACUACCUUUGAAAUGUAUUUUAUUACGAUACAGAUUCCAAACAGGAGUUUUGGCCAAUUGAAAAAUUUAUACAGGUAUAGAGGCAAGAUUUCAGGGUUAAACGAAAGACCAGAUCCAACAGCAAUACCUCAGGACUAUGUGGGACCACCAGAUAAGUUGUCUAACAUACGGCCUUUUGUUAGACAUAUACCAAAGGACGAAACUGAUAAUGAAUCUCGAUUAAGGGUGAUGCAAGAAGAGGUAGAGAAUUGGAAUCACGAAUUCUGGAGCAGACAUAACCAAAGCUUCUACAAUGAACGACAAGAAUUCAUUGGAACGUCUAAAACUGAAGUAUCAGCAGACAAAAUGAGCGAAUUCUACAAGACUUUUUUAGACAAAAAUAGAAAAACUCAUUUGCAGUAUAACUACAUAUGGUAUAAGAAAAAUUUUGAAAUGCUUAAACUAUCUUUUAGAGUUUAUCUUGAACGACUUUUGAGAAAACGUAAAUCUACACUGACACAUUGCAACUUCUCGGCUGCCAUAUUAAAUAUCUACACUACUUUUAACAAAAAAUCAAACAAAAAAAAAGACUUUUUAAUAUAAAAAUGAAAAUGAAAUGAAAAACAUUGGGCGCAUGCAAUACAAUUUAUCAUAUAAUAAAUAAUAUAUAAUUCAUUAACAAUUCCUUUAAUUGACAAUAAGUCUGAGUUUGCUAACACAGGUGUUUUUAGCAUGAGGACCUCGUAAACAGUACCAGCGCAUACCAGUGGUUGCAUUUAUAUGGGGAGAGCGGCCAAAAAUACUUUUAAUG
Rhagoletis zephyria (snowberry fruit fly) is the source of this 861-nucleotide messenger RNA. RefSeq names its product Cytochrome c oxidase assembly factor 8 (gene Coa8). Gene Ontology annotation, cellular component: mitochondrion. The record is from RefSeq and is a predicted model, not a curated record. Gene Ontology annotation, biological process: intrinsic apoptotic signaling pathway. Lineage: Eukaryota; Metazoa; Arthropoda; Insecta; Diptera; Tephritidae.